Molecule: messenger RNA, 1291 nt
Organism: Cucurbita moschata (crookneck pumpkin)
Lineage: Eukaryota; Viridiplantae; Streptophyta; Magnoliopsida; Cucurbitales; Cucurbitaceae
Product: histone-lysine N-methyltransferase ATXR6-like
Exons: 7
Coding region: 174-1199 (341 amino acids)
Molecular function (GO): protein binding
Source: RefSeq, a predicted model, not a curated record
AUGGUGAAUCGGAAAGCGAAGAGAAGACAACUGUCGCUGUGAUAAUGGCGCCGAGGUUUGCCCGGGAAACGAAAAAGCGCGCGAGAUUCCCUAAUUGGCUCUUCAAAUACCCAUUUCUUACGCCUUCGAACAUCGCGCCCAAUUUCCCCAUCUCACAAUCCGAUUCCUAAACGAUGCACAAGCGAAGAACUCUAGCUCCGAAACCCACUACCAGUCAGGAUUUUGCUUCAGAUGACGACGAAUACGACGACGUUUCAUGUCAGAAGUGCGCCUCCGGCGACUCUCCGGCUGAGCUUCUUCUCUGCGACAAAUGUGAUAGAGGGUAUCAUCUCUUUUGUCUUUCCCCCAUCCUCGCUUCAGUCCCCAAGGGAUCCUGGUUUUGCCCGACUUGCUCCAACCACAAGAAGCUCAAAUCUUUCCCUCUUGUUCAAACUAAAAUUGUUGAUUUUUUCCGCAUCCAAAGACCUGCAGACUCCCAAACGGACUUGAUGUUAGAGAAUCGAAAGAAACGAAGACGGGCUGGUAGCUUAGUACUUUCUAGAAAGAGAAGGAAGCUCUUGCCAUUUAAUCCGAUUGCAGAUCCUGCAAGACGCCUGGAACAAAUGGCAUCACUGGCAACAGCAUUGACGGCUACUGGUACAGAUUACAGCAACGAGCUUACAUAUAUGCGUGGCAUGGCACCAAGGUCAGCAAACUGCGCAUCUUUGGAGCACGGUGGAAUGCAGGUUCUUCCUAAAGAGGACGUUGAAACCUUAAACUUGUGCAGAAGUAUGAUGGGGAGAGGGGAAUGGCCUCCCCUUAUGGUUGUUUUUGAUCCUCGAGAAGGGUUUACUGUGGAGGCAGAUAGGUUUAUAAAGGACUUGACCAUAAUUACUGAAUAUACUGGGGAUGUUGAUUACCUGAGGAACCGUGAACAUGAUGAAGGGGAUAGUAUGAUGACAUUACUGUCUGCCACUAGCCCAUCUAAAAGCCUCGUCAUCUGUCCCGACAAACGUGGUAACAUUGCCCGUUUCAUAAAUGGAAUCAACAACCAUACAUCGGAUGGUAGAAAAAAGCAAAACCUUAAAUGCGUGAGGUUCAAUGUAAAUGGUGAAUGUAGAGUUCUACUUAUUGCUAACAGAGAUAUAUCUAAGGGAGAGAGAUUGUAUUAUGACUACAAUGGAUACGAACAUGAAUACCCCACCAAGCAUUUUGUGUAACCUUUUAAUCUGUAAAAUCCACACAAUGUCUAUAGAUUUUAGACACAAGCUGAUCAAUGAAUGUCUGAUUAAUAGUUUGGCUAGUUUUCUAA